Molecule: messenger RNA, 9673 nt
Organism: Siniperca chuatsi (mandarin fish)
Lineage: Eukaryota; Metazoa; Chordata; Actinopteri; Centrarchiformes; Sinipercidae
Gene: dennd5b
Product: DENN/MADD domain containing 5B
Exons: 24
Coding region: 943-4662 (1239 amino acids)
Molecular function (GO): guanyl-nucleotide exchange factor activity; small GTPase binding
Source: RefSeq, a predicted model, not a curated record
GCGCAUUAAUAUCUGCAUUAAGCGGCCGCAGGUGCGUUUACUGGCGAAAUAAGACUCGGACAGGACUCAGUCAGUCGGCCACUUAGGAGAGCGGGCAAAGGCUAAUGACCACUUUCUGUUCUGUCAUUAGUAAAAAGAAACACACUCGGCCCUCGGUGUCCGUGAACAGACCGAAUGGAGGACUAGAUUUGAAUAUCCCGCCCUGCCAGGCGACUCCUCCACCGAGGCGGAGACUCACCGCGCUGUCCCCUCCAACACAGUGUCGGGAAGCUCCGUUGGCACGGUCCGCUUCCAGCGAGCUAUCACUGAAACAACGUUUAAAAGCAACUGCGGUGGAUUACGAAGCUUGUAGGCUAGUUACAGCUAGGAACCGACACAGAAGAGCAGUUUUCUCCAGUUUUCCCUUCUUUUUUUUCUCCUGGAAAUGUGUCGCUUGGAGAACUAGGAGCGGACACCGCUGCACACCGAAGCCGGGAUGAGUGGGAGCUCCGCGGUGUCCGGCGCGGCGCCCUGCCGCUUCGCCCACUACUUUGUUAUCUGUGGGAUAGACACAGAAACUGGACUGGAACCGGACGAAUUAGCAGGGAUCAGAACUCUUUCCUCUUCCAGUGCCAUCCUCCUCAGCCGAGACUCCUGCCAGUACAACUGUGGUGUUGCAGCUGUUUACUCUGUCACCAGAUACAUUCAGUCACUGGCUCAGUUACUACUUUUUGACAAGCUUUACCCUCUGGAUGUGGUUCUAACAGCAUAGAGGGUUGUGUGCUGUGUUGCUGAGCUUUGUACCAAUGGCUAGAAGCAGACCGCCAAGGCAGGGAUCCUGAUACUGCAGCCACAGGUGAAAACUUUGAGCAGAGCCCCCUGAAGAGGACGUUCAAAUCCAAAGUUCUGGCACGCUACCCUGAGAACGUGGAGUGGAACCCCUUCGACCAGGAUGCUGUCAACAUGCUGUGCAUGCCUAAAGGCCUGUCGUUCAGGACGCAGGCCGACCAGCGUGAUCCGCAGUUCCACUCCUUCAUCAUCACAAAGGAGGAUGGCUCUCGGACCUACGGCUUCGUCCACACCUUCUACGAAGAGGUGACCAGCCCGCAGAUCUGCUCUGCCAUGCAGACCCUCUACCAGAUGCACAAUGCAGAGCAUGCCUCCGUCAACCCUCCUUCCUCCUCCUCCUCUUCCUCGUACUCCUCCUCCUCCUCUAGCAUGGACUCUCUGGCCAGCAGUUUAGACGAGGCCGACUCCCCCACCUCCUCAUCCGCUUUGUCUCGCAGGGCGAUUGGCUACGACUCAUCGCGGGACACCCUCUAUGUAUCCAAGGCCUUGUGUCUGAUCACGCCCAUGCCCUUCAUGCACGCCUGCCGCCGCUUCCUGUCGCAGCUGCACAGGGCUGUUACUGCAGCCACUGCCCCCCCACUGCCACUGGAGAGCUACGUUCACAACAUCCUGUACGAGGUGCCGCUGCCCGCCCCAGGACGCUCACUCAAGUUCCAUGGUGUGUACGAGCCCAUCGCGUGCCAGAGGCCUGGGCUGGGGGAGCUGCCGCUGGCUGACUUCCCCCUCGCAGAGGCCUUUAAUCUGCUGGGAGUGGAGAACCUGGUCCAGGUGUUCACCUGCACCCUACUGGAGAUGCAGAUCCUACUGUACUCACAGGACUUCCAGCGGUUGAUGACUGUGGCCGAGGGCAUCACCACCCUGCUGUUUCCCUUCCAGUGGCAGCACGUCUAUGUUCCCAUCCUGCCAGCCUCUCUCCUCCACUUCCUGGACGCUCCUGUUCCCUACCUGAUGGGCCUGCAGUCCAAAGAGGGCACCGACCGCUCCAAACUGGAGCUUCCUCAGGAGGCCAACCUGUGUUUUGUUGACAUUGACAAGCACUACAUCGAGCUUCCAGAGGACUUUCCCAACUUCCCCAACAAGGCCGAGUUCAUCCAGGAGCUCAGUGAGGUGCUGCUUAGCUUUGGCAUUUCUGCAAACACAGGGGCCCCACCACGGACCCGCACCAGUCCUGGCAGCACUCCCGGCAGCGCCCCCUCCACCCCUGGUAGGGAGCGUAAGACCGUCGCUCUCCGGCAGCUAGAGGACGACGGGCGUAACGGCAACCUGGCAGGGGAGGAGCUGGCUGUUCUGGAGCUGCUGCAGGGAAACGCCACCCUGGAGAGACUGCGGGCGCUGACCAAACGCACCGGGGUGACUGUGGCCCGCGUGGACGCCCUGAGGGCCGGAGUCAAAGCUCAGAGCACUGAGGGCCAAGGAGGCCGGACAGCAGCUGAAGAGGAGGAGCUAAGGAACGCCAAGCUGAACGUCCAGCUGAGGGAGGUGUUCGCCAGCCGCUUCACCACCAUGUUUGCCGACUACGAAGCCUUUGUCAUCCAGAGCGCCCCAGACCUGGAGUCCUGGCUCACCAACAGGGAGCAGAUGCACAACUUUGACAAGGCCUCGUUCCUGUCUGACCAGCCGGAGCCCUACCUGCCCUUCCUCUCCCACUUCAUUGAGACGCAGAUGUUUGCCACCUUCAUCGACAACAAGAUCAUGUCUCAGUGGGAGGAGAAGGAGCCGCUGCUCCGCGUCUUUGACACUCGCAUCGACAAGGCCCGCCUCUACAACGUCCGCGCUCCCAGCCUCCGAUCCUCCAGCUACCAGAGGUGCUCCGUCCUCAAGGAGUCUGCUCAGGCCAUUGAGCAGCGGCUGAUGAAGAUCGACCACACCGCCAUCCACCCACACCUGCUGGACAUGAAGAUCGGUCAGGGCAAAUACGAGCAGGGAUUCUUCCCCAAACUGCAGGCCGACGUGCUCAACACGGGGCCGGCCAAUAAUAAGUGGUCUCACAGGACGGCGACAGCUCAGCGAAGGAAAGACCGUCACAGACAACAAACAGAGCAUCUGAACCUCGACAACGACCUGAAAGAGAAGUACAUGCAGGAGGCCCGCAGCCUGGGGAAGAACCUUCGACAGCCCAAGCUGUCCGAUCUGUCUCCCGCCGUCAUCGCCCAGACCAACUGGAAGUUUGUGGAGGGGCUGCUCAAGGAGUGUCGCAUGAAGACCAAGCGUAUGCUGGUGGAGAAGAUGGGCCGCGAGGCGGUGGAGCUGGGCCAUGGCGAGGCCAACAUCACUGGACUGGAGGAGAACACUCUGAUUGCCAGCCUGUGUGACCUGCUGGAGAGGAUCUGGAGCCACGGGCUGCAGGUCAAACAGGGGAAGUCGGCCCUGUGGUCUCACCUGCUGCACUACCAGGCCCGAGAGGAGAAGCUGGAGCAGCAGCAGGCAGAGUCACCAGUGUCACAUGUUCCUGAGAGGAGGAAGUCUGAUUGUUCCAUAGCGAUGCCGUCUCUACAUGUGUCACUCAUACAGGAUAUGAGGCAUAUCCAGAGUAUGUCAGAGAUAAAGACAGAUGUGGGACGAGCGAGAGCCUGGAUCCGUUUGUCCCUGGAGAAGAAGCUGCUCUCUCAGCACCUCAAACAGCUGCUGUCCCGACAAGCCUUAACCAAGAAGCUGUACAAGCGUUACGCCUUCCUGCGCUGUGAGGAGGAGAAGGAGCAGUUCCUCUUCCACCUGCUCUCUCUCAACGCCGUCGACUACUUCUGCUUCACCAGCGUCUUCACCACCAUCAUGAUCCCGUAUCGAGUCGUCAUCAUCCCCAUCAAGAAGCUGAGCAACGCCAUGACUACCUCCAACCCCUGGGUGUGUGUGUCAGGAGAGCUGGGAGACUCGGGCAUCAUGCAGAUCCCCAAAAAUGUCCUGGAGAUGACUUUUGAUUCUGCUUUCAGGCCUCACACACACAUCUCCGCCUUGUUCAAGUGUCAGAACCUGGGGAAGCUGACCACCGUGCAGCUGGGUCAUGAUAACGCUGGCCUCCUGGCUAAAUGGCUGGUGGACUGUGUCAUGGUGCGCAAUGAGAUCACAGGACACACCUACAGGUUUCCAUGUGGUCGGUGGCUUGGUAAGGGCGUGGACGACGGCAGCCUGGAGAGGGUCCUGAUCGGUGAGCUGGUGGUGCCCAGUGGAGAGGAGGAUUCUGGGAGAGGCUGCCGUACACCCCCGCUGCAGCGCUCGCCAUCCCAGACCAGACGCAUCAGCAUCACGUCACUGUCUGGACGAGGACACAAACCAACUUCAGCCCAAAUCCAAGAGGCCAUCGGGGAGGCUGUGAACAACAUCGUCAAACACUUCCACAAGCCAGAGAAAGAGAGAGGCAGCCUGACCAUCCUGCUCUGUGGAGAGAGCAGCUUGGUGGCAGCUCUGGAACAGUUCUUCCAUCACAGCUUCAAGUCUGCACGGCUCUUCCAGAAGACUGUGUUUGUGUGGGACUUUGUGGAGAAGGCUGUUGCCUACAUGGAGUCAGCUGAUCAGAUGGGAGACCUUCAGGAGACCGCGGAGCCCCUGGGGAUGACCUGUCAGUCACUCUGUCACUACGUCAACGCAAUCAACUCCACUCCUAGGAACAUCGGCAAGGAUGGGAAGUUCCAGUUGCUGGUCUGCCUCGGAGCCAGAGACCGUCUGCUGCCCCAGUGGCUCCCCCUGCUGGUGGAGUGCCCGGUGAUCCUGCAGAUGUACGAGGACACAGCCCUGCUCAGAGACCGCACCACUGUCAACGCCCUCAUCGGAGUCCUGGAAACGCUCCACGACUUCCCCAUCACACUGGAAGCCUCGCUGGUCAAAGGCAUCGACCUUUAGCCCCAGGAGGGACCACCGGGCCGCCACUCAGCUCUGCAUAUUCCUCCUAAACCUCCCCUCACUACCAACAACUUCACCCACUCCUCCACUUUUAGUCAAUGACCAGGGAAGGAGGAAGUGAGGGAUAAGAAAUGAAAACUGAACAGAGGUUUGGUUACCAAAGUAAAAAGUGUCACUGCUGCAUGUGAGAAGUCUGGGCUUUGCAUCAACCAAACGCCUGGAUGCAGUAUUAUUACCCCACUUGUGGCUCUGAAAAACCCCUUUUAAUUAAAUUACCACCAGUGCUUAAUCGUGUUUUACUUUAAUGACUACAAAUUGCAAAUACGUCACAGUACUGUGCACAAUUUUCCAGAACAUACCAUUCGUUUUCAGGUUGAUUUCCUACCUUCCAGGGAGCCAUUGGUUUCAGUUUUUUUCAUUAUGCAAAAAAUCUACUUGAAGCAACUUAAAGCUUGCUGGAGAUUUGUAAGCCAUCAUAGUAUGUUCUAUUUUUCUUAAUGCCAACAAAUCCCAUGAAAAGACCCAAACCAACAAUGUGUUAGUCCUUCUCUCAAAUACUUUCUGACUUCCCCACUCUGUCUGUGGCUCUCAGCUCCGAGCCCAUUGGUUCCUACUGAAGACAUAAAUCUUUAAAAACACCUCACAAAUAUAGUUUUAUUUUUAACAGAGGCUCAGUAAUUCCCCAAAACAGCUGCUCGCUGUAGUUUGUAUCAAACAAACAGGAGGAAACAGUGCAUUUGUUAGGGACUAAUUUCAGCGGCGGAUGAAUCCACAUGAGGUGCUGUAGUGAGUGUUUUGGGCAGCAGGACGGUGUGUGUGGGACUGAGUCAGAAUAAACUACAGUGUGUGUGUUCAUGGUGAUGAAGGAACAUGUCACCCAGUGCAGCAGAGCGGCUCACUGAUGUGUUUUAAUAGUUUCUGGACAACAGUGGAGCGCUGUGGCUCAGAGGAAGAAGGUAUAUCAAAUAAUUGUUAGUAGGAUCACUUCAUUGUUGGUUUGGGUCAGUUCAUAAAAUUUGAUGACUACAAGAAAAUAUAGAAUAUCAAAACAGUCCCUGCUCUCAACAAGAUUAACAUGUAAUGCUAAUGUAAUUUUACAAAAAAUAACAUUUCUGCAAGUUGAUUUUCGUUGUGUACUAAAGUGAACUGAAGCAGUGGCUGCUUGGAAGGAGGAAAAGCCAUCUAAAAAAUGUUAAGCACGCUUUGGAAAACCGGACACAAGAAGAUAAACGGGGUGAAAGAUUGCAACUGGUGUGAUACUUAAAAAUAUUAGUAGCAGCAGCAGGCGUUUCCCAUGUGCUAGCUGUGUAGCCUAGCCCUCCUUCGGUAGGUACAACUAGAUAAACUGUGUGAUAAAUUCUCUUUGCUCGCUUGCAACUGGCCAUUACGGUGCCACCAUCCACACACCCUAGUUAGCAUUAGCAUUAGCAUUAGCGAGCAUGCCUAUAGGAUGUGGAAAGAAGAGACGACCUCAGGAAGAGACUGAAUGAUCACUGACACACUGAAACAAGGAUUAUGACAAAGACGGUGGUGGUGGUGAUGGAGUUCUGUUCUGUAAGCCACUGACUCUCAUGCAGUGUAGUGUUGUGGAGUCACCAGCUCUCCAUGCCUCUCUUUCUUUUAAUUCGCUGGACUUGUGUUGGGCAUUUUCUCUGCUUUUAACCUGUAGACACAAAAACUGAUCUCAGUGAUGUGGUUCAGAGUCAGGAGCUUAACCUGUGGCUGCAUGGACAUUCCUACCAACCUACAGGCAUUGGCCUGGGUGUUUUAAAUGCUGUCUCAGUGUGUGUGUGUGUGUGUGUGUAUGUGUGGUUGAGUGUGUGUCAUAUUUCACAGAUGUGUGUGCUCUGGUGUGUGUGUUUGCCCUCCAUUUAUUUUUAUAUCUUCCAACUUAAAGUUUUUAACGUAAUCCACUGGUUUCUGUAGUGUAAUGUAACACUGUGUGUGUGUGUGUGUGAGAGAUUUGUGAAUGCUACACACAUUAAUUUAUAAUGUGUAAGAGUUUGCCGUUAUCACCACUUCAUUAACAGCUAAAAUGUUCAACAAAAUAAAACUCAAGGUCAGCUUAAUAGCUUUUUCCCGGAGCUUGUCACGGAGUUGACUCGGCUGUCAUCACAUGACUUAAGCAGGGAACUUUUGCGGUUGAAAGCUCUGGCAAAGGCUAGUAAGGCUAGGCUGGAUGUUGAGCAGACCUAAAGUUGCGUGAAUAUGAUUCACGUGGUGACAUAAACAAACAAAAGUGCUCUGAUGGUAGCAAGGCUAUUUUGCUAACCUGAAUAUUUAGUUUAUUUCAAUCACCCUUUUUUGGCUUCGUGACAGAAACAGUCAGAGAACCACUGCUGUAAACGAAUGUUGUAAUCACUGGAAUAGAAAUGCUAACAGUAGAGAGUUUGGAGUGAAUCAGCCACUUGUAGCUUGGUCUACUUAUGGAACAUCUAAUUUCAGCAUUAGAAUGCAACAUUCAUGUCAUAUAAUAGAGGUGUAACUACGAGCUCCUAACCUGGAAAUACAGAAAUCUCGAUUCUUUACCUCCCGCUAGAUGAAUAACACGAAAUGUCCCUUUAAAUCAGAGUUUGCAGUUUGGAUGUUGGGCUCAAAUCCUGCUUCACAAUGUGACAUCAGUGUAAACAAAUGCUACUUUUUCCAAGAGUUUAUGGUUGUAUGCAACAAUGUACGUAGAUACACUUGUAGACUGAUUUUCAUCAGUGUUGUUUUUAAAGGAAUAGUUCAGCAUCAUGGGAAAUACACUCAUUGGCUUUCUUCCAGAAAGUGAGAUGAGAAGAUUGAAAUCAAUCUCACAUCUGUGUGUUAAAUAAAGAGCUGGAGUCAGGAUGUGGUUAGCCUAGCUUAGCAUAAAGACUAGAUGCAGGGGGAAGCUAGCCUGACCCUGUCCAAAGUGAAAAAGCAAAAUACACCUCUGAACAACCGUGUAUUCAUCCCCCCUGAAAUUCUGUGCAGCGUCAGUUGGUUCCCACAUCCAGUCGGUGAGCACAGGUUUUGGUUCUGGUCUCUGUACAAGCACUAUAGUACCAAACCUGACUCCAGUCACUGUGCCUGGCUGCUGUUUGCCCAGUAUUUUACUCCACCUAAAACCAUCAGUUGCUGUUUGCAGAUUUCUGUUCAUACACAGGUUAAAAACAAGAUACAUCUUGUAAAUCACACGGCUUUAACGUUAUUUCUAUGUAUAUCUUUUUCACAUUGGACAGAGCGAAGCUAGCUGCUAGGCUAACCGUGUCCUCCAGCCCUGUACUCAGUGCAAAGACAUAAGACUGAUAUCCAUCUUCUAAUCUGACUCUUGGAAAGAAAGCAAAAACUAUAGUAACAUUAGUUAAAGUGCAAUGUACAAUGACAAUUUUCUGGUGCUUUGUGGAGGACAAACUAAUUAAUACUUAACAGCAGGUGUCAGUGUUUUUCCUUGGAAGUUCAAACACAAGGAGGUCAGUAAUGUGUAGGUUGUUGAAAUAAAAUAAUAGCUUAAUAGUUAUUUUUUAAUGGAUAAGGCUGGUGUUAUGCUGUAUUUUUUUUUUUACUGUCAACAGAUUCAAUGAAAAGACCAAAACCAAUGAAGUGUUAGUCCAUUUCUCAAUACUUUCUGACUUCCCUACCCUGUCUGUUGUAAACGACAUAAAUCUUUAAAAACACCUCACAAAUAUGUGGUUUUGUUGUUUAAAAAGGCUCAGUAAUUUCCCAAAACAGCUGCUCACUGUAGUUUUUAACAAGCGUCACUCAGACAGGAGGAAAUAGUGCAUUUGUUGGGGACUAUUUUAAGUGGUGGAUUAAUACACAGUUUGUUCACAACUGGGCACUUACUGCACAACAGUGAGGUUUAUUUUUUAUUUUUUUAAGUUUUGCCUACCUGGGGAUCCAUUGUUGGUUUGGGUCUUUUCAUGGGAUUUGUUGACAGUAAGAAAAAUACAGCAUAGCCUUAUCCUUGAGGGAAGUUUUAGCAUAAAAUUCAUUUGAGAUCAGAGCGCGAUGUUACAAGCCAGCUGUUCAACCUUUCAACUCCCAUAUUAACACGACCUCUGUCAGAUAUGAAAGGAAGGAACAUUUGAUUUAUAUUAAAGUAUUGUAUUCAACCCCCACCUCCUUCAAACACAGACAAACUGCAUAUUUUUUCUACUUUAGCGGCGGCCUACAGAUUUGGGUGGAAACUAUAUUUGAUCCCCCUUAAACUUUUGCUGCAUGAGAGAUUUUGCCACUGUUGCCACUUACCGCUGUCUAAAUGAAUCCUUUCUGAGAAAUGGUGUAAAUAUUCUCAUAAGUGCAUGUUGACAUUUAGACUGAGCUGUAUUUAUUGUGACCGUCUCUAAUGAAUUCUAGAUGGUAGUUGAGUUUUGAGGGGGGAAAAAAGUGGACAUCUUUGCAACCCCACUUCCCUGUAGCAUUUUUGCUGUUUCCAGUAUUGAGUCUGUGAAGGACACACAGCCUGUCAUUUUGCUUUUGAAUGUCUUGAUUUCAUGUAUUUAUUAAUUUAAUAUUAAUCCAUGGCAGGUUGACAGUAGCACUGGUAUUUUAAGGUUGAUGAGGCCUGCGGAAUAACUGGAAACAUUCAUGUCUUUAAAGCAGUAACCACUAUUUUCACUUCAAGUGUUUUUAUCAUGUUUUAACCCUCUGUGCUCCUGCUGCUGUGCCCCUGAUGCCUCUCCUACAGGACUGUCCACAGCUCCAAAGCACAAUAACUCUUUGCUGAUGGCUACAGGGCAGACUUCUGGAGGAGGACAUGCAUUGUGCACGAUUGAGAUUCCUUCUUAGACUACUGCACACUUUGCUUACUGAGUCAGUUUCUUAUAUGAACAUGUCAUGUGACAAGUGGUAUUAACCCUGAGUGAAUCUGCUCAAACAGGAAACAGGAAAUGCAACUGACAGCCAUGACAGCGGUGGCUGUGCAUCCUGCUCACGGCGGGAACGCCACCGGACAAAUGGAGUUUCAUGCCUGUGUUGGACUGACUACUCUGUUGUGAUAUUUAUUAUGCCUAUUUCAAUAAAAACACCCUGUGUGUUAAAGGCG